Messenger RNA from Lolium rigidum, 1754 nucleotides. Its product is annotated as nuclear transport factor 2-like. The transcript has 9 exons. Gene Ontology annotation, molecular function: mRNA binding. Gene Ontology annotation, cellular component: ribonucleoprotein complex; cytosol. The record is from RefSeq and is a predicted model, not a curated record. Lineage: Eukaryota; Viridiplantae; Streptophyta; Magnoliopsida; Poales; Poaceae. Bases 73 to 1548 code for a protein of 491 amino acids.
CCCAUUUUUUUGCGGGAAGCGCGACGCCACACGCCCAAACCCUCCUCCCCCUACCAAAACCCUCCUCCUACCAUGGCCGCGCCGCCUCCUCCGCCCGCCGCCGCCGCCGCCGCGGCAGGACCCACGCCGCCCGCGCAAGUGGUCGGCAACGCCUUCGUCACGCAGUACUACAACAUCCUCCACCAGUCCCCGGAGCUCGUCUUCCGCUUCUACCAGGAGGCCAGCCACAUCGGCCGCCCCGCCACCGCCGGCGCCGACCUCGACACCGUCACCACCAUGGAGGCGAUUAACGAGAAGAUCACGUCCAUGGACAUCGCGCGGGCCGAGAUCAAGGGCGUCGACGCGCAGGACUCGCUCUGCGGCGGCGUCACCGUGCUCGUCACCGGACACCUCACCGGCAAGGACGACGUCUGCCGCGAGUUCGUGCAGUCCUUCUUCCUCGCGCCGCAGGAGAAGGGAUACUUCGUCCUCAACGACAUACUGCGCUACGUAGGCCAGGGGGAGGCCGCCACCGCCGCCGCACCGUCGCUGCCGCUCGCGGCGGCGCCGCCUCAGCAGCCGGCGCCGGAGUUCGAAGCCGCGGCUGCGCCUGCUGCAGCAGCUCUGCCCAACGGCACCGUUGACGCACCUGCCGAGACUGCCCCUCGCGACCUGGACGCGCAGCCGCAGCCAGAGCCGGAUCUGUCCGACCCUGCGCCUCACGAGGAGGAGGAUCCCAAGGAGGAGGUGUACAACCCACCCAAUGAAGUCGAGGUGCCUGUUGUCGAGGAGAUACCGGUGGCUGAGGUCAUAGAUGAGGUGCCAAACAAUGUGGUGGCAGCCUCCGUGCCGGUUUCCGCUCCCCCUGUACCGCAGGAGGAGGCCCCUAAGAAGUCCUACGCGUCGAUUGUCAAAGUCAUGAAGGCGGUCCUACCACCAAAUUCCGCUGUUCCUUACAGGCCUGCUCCACCGAAACCCGAGAAGCAAGCUCCUCCUGCUCCCGCUCCAGUCGUUGAUGCUCCAGCUUUCAGUCCCAACCCUGAGAGCAGCACCAUUCAGGAUCCAGAAGUUGAUGCUCUUGCGGUAUACGUAAAGAAUCUGCCCUUGCACGCCACACCCAGCCAAUUGGAAGAAGCGUUCAAGACAUUUGGUACUAUUAAACCUGACGGGAUCCAAGUUAGAAGCCACAAGAUUCAGGGAUUCUGUUACGGCUUUAUCGAGUUUGAGGAUGCAAGCUCAGUUCAAAGCGCACUAGCGGCUUCUCCUGUGACGAUAGAUGACCGGCCAUGCCACGUCGAAGAAAAAAGAACCCCUGGUUCACGUGGCAGUAGCAGAGGAAGGUUUCCACCGGGUAGAGGUGGUAACUUCCGAGGUGAAGGGAUGAGAGGCCGUGGUAGUUACACUGGCGGGAGAGGCUACGGAAGGGGUGAUUUCAACUAUCGAUCUGAAUACGGAGGCAGAGGCGGGGGUAGAGGUGGCUCAGCUCGUGGAGGUGGCGAAGUUGGCUACCAGCGGGUCGAUCACUCCAGCACCGGUGGUCGUGGUGGUGCUCGGGCAGCUGCGAAGUGAGUUUGUUAGCUAUGCGUUGGUAGAAGUUUGCUAUUUCAUUGUUGUUGGACUUACUAAGAUUCACAAAAAGAGUGUAUCGUGAGCUGGGUCAUAAAUUGAUGCUCUCCUUGUUUUGUGGCAAGGAAAGCAAUGGUGAUAUUGGUUACUAAUUGUAGAACAUUACGUCUAUUCAGAUGGAAGUCGUAGUAAGUUUUGGCAUUUUUUGA